AUGUCAGACUCUGAGGAGGAGAGCCAGGACCAGCAACUGAAAAUCAUCCUCCUGGGGGAUGGCACCUCCAGGAAGACCUCCCUAGCUGCCUAUUUUGGUUUUGGGAAACAGUACAAACAAACUAUAGGACUGGAUUUCUUUUUGAGAAGGAUAACAUUGCCAGGAAAUUUGAAUGUUACUCUUCAAGUCUGGGAUAUAGGAGGGCAGACAAUAGGAGGCAAGAUGUUGGAUAAAUAUAUCUAUGGAGCACAGGGAAUCCUCUUGGUAUAUGAUGUUACAAGUUACCAAAUCUUUGAGAAUUUAGAAGAUUGGUGUACUGUGAUGAAGAAAGUGAGUGAGGAGUCAGAAACUCAGCCACUGGUUGCCUUGGUGGGCAACAAAAUUGAUUUGGAGCAUAUGCAAACAGUAAAACCUGAAAAACACUUACGGUUUUGCCAGGAAAAUGGUUUUAGUAGCCACUUUGUCUCAGCCAAGACAAGAGACUCUGUCUUCCUGUGUUUUCAGAAAGUUGCUGCUGAAAUCCUUAGAAUAAAAUUAAACAAACCAGAAAUAGAGCAGUUGCAGUGUAUUAGAGUGGUGAAGGCAGAUAUUGUAAACUACAACCAGGAGCCUUUGUCAAAAACUGUUAACCCUCCUAAAAGCUCUAUGUGUGUAGUUCAGUGAGUGCAUUUUUCCUUUGUGUUGAUAGUUCUGGCUGCCCUUCACCUGUGGGUGGGCCUGAGGACUUCUAGGAGCUUAUUUUAUCCGUGGACAUCUCUGUAUUCCAGUUAACACUUUCCUUCCAACUGACUUCAUCAUUAAGUUUGCUUCACAGCCUCAGGCACCUUCUUGGGUUAGAAAGAAUUCAACUGCGGGACCACACACUUUGAAUUCAAAAUGGAAAUCCUAUUCUGUGGAAUUAGAUUGCUUCACUGAAAAAGAAUGAUAUGUUUCUCUGUAUAUCCUUGCUUCUUUUUUUCCCGAUAUAAAUUUUUCAAACAAACAUGAGAACUAUCCAAGUCCUUAUCAUCAGCCAAGAUUUUGCCAUUGCAUAGUUUUAUUUUCUUAUCUGAACUCAUACAUGUCGCAGUAUACUUCAGAGUGCAAACUUUAAGCAAGUAAUAUAUUUUACCUACAGAUACUUAAGAAGGCAUUCUUUUGCUGUCAAAAGUGAAAACAUAUAAAGCUGUUUCUAACUGAAAGUGCUUGAAAUAAGGCUGUAAUAGAAAUAUUUUUUCAUUUUUUAAAAAGAGGUUUAAAUUGUUUAUUUUGUAGUUUGUAACUCACAAAAUAGUAUUUGAUAUUGUAUUUUUAUUACUGUAUCAUGGUCAUUAUGUAUUGUGUAAUACUCAGGUUGGAUGGCUUUCUGAUUUUUGGUAAAUGUUCAGCCAAUGCUCCACAUGGAGUGUCUCCUACAAACAGUGUAAGAAUCCUCCCAGGAUGAUGUAUGACAUUCUGUUGGAUCAGUGUGGAUCGGAGUGUACCUGAUGUUCAGAUGUUUCCUCUAGCAAAUAAAUUUA
Carlito syrichta (Philippine tarsier) is the source of this 1499-nucleotide messenger RNA. Its product is annotated as ras-related protein Rab-28-like. Gene Ontology annotation, cellular component: endosome; Golgi apparatus. Lineage: Eukaryota; Metazoa; Chordata; Mammalia; Primates; Tarsiidae. The record is from RefSeq and is a predicted model, not a curated record. Gene Ontology annotation, molecular function: GTP binding; GTPase activity.